GUGACUUUUCCUGCGAACAUGGCUGACAAACCAGACGAAAUGUCCUUCUUGCGCAGGAUUUUCCUCGUUUUAAUAAGUUGUUGCGUUUUACUCAAUAAUUUGGUUGAAGCUGUAGUACAAACGGCGAUUAUCGACAAAAACACUGGGCAACUUUCUCUUUUGGAGGGUUACAGAGAAGAUUUCGUGGCCUGGGCUAACUUCACCGACGACAUUCAAACUUCAGGCUGGGCUUUCUUGGAGGUGACAACUAGCAGUGAAUACAAUGAUAGCAUCCAGGCGUAUGCAGCUGGAGCCGUGGAGGCUUCAGUCACAUCUCAGCUUAUCUACAAGCACUGGAUGAACACACUAAUGGGUUACUGUGGACCCUUCUCGAAAGAUUCUGGUUACUGCAAUCGCCUUAAAACUUUCAUCAUGAUGAACCUGCAGUGGAUUCAGGAGCAAAUGGAGAAGGAACCAAAUUCACCAUACUGGUACCAGGUUCGCCUGGCUCUUCUUCAGCUCAAAGGUCUGGAAGACAGUUACAAUGAAGAACUGUCAUUUCCUACUGGCCCAAUAUCAUUUAACCCAUUUGGUUUCCUACUCUUCCAAAUGGGUGGAGAUCUGGAAGACUUGGAAUCGGCUCUGAAUAAAUCCAGCCUGACUCGGCCACUUGGAUCUGGCUCUUGCUCUGCUCUCAUUAAGCUGUUGCCAAACAAUAAGGAUCUACUUGUUGCACAUGACACCUGGAAUACCUAUCAGUCAAUGUUGCGGAUCAUAAAGAAAUACAACUUUUCCUUCAAAGUUUCCCCAUUAGAUAAUCUUAUCCUUCCUGGACGGAUCCAGGCAUUCUCGUCCUACCCUGGGUCUAUUUUUUCUGGAGAUGACUUUUAUAUCCUUAGCAGUGGCCUGGUUACCCUAGAAACCACCAUUGGAAACAACAACCCUGCUCUGUGGAAGUUCGUUCAACCCACAGGCACUGUGAUGGAAUGGCUGAGGAACAUUGUAGCAAACCGCCUGGCAGUUACUGCCAAAGCCUGGGUGGAGUUAUUCAGAAAGUACAACAGUGGCACGUAUAACAACCAGUGGAUGAUCGUGGACUAUAACAACUUUGCUCCAGGGAAGACAGACAUCAUGGAGGACCUAUUUGUCGUAUUGGAGCAAAUUCCGGGUCAAAUUGUUUCUGCUGAUAAAACACAAGAAUUGCUUCAGAAAGGAUACUGGGCAAGUUACAACAUACCGUACUAUGAAGAAAUAUUUAAUGCUAGCGGCUGUAAUGAACUGGUCGAAAAGUUCGGUUCGUGGUUCUCUCUGGACGAGAAUCCGCGUGCUCAGAUAUUCAAAAGAGACCAGAAAGCUGUGACUGAUGUUGCCUCCAUGAUGCGCCUCAUGAGAUAUAAUAACUUUAAAAAAGACCCCUUGUCACGGUGCCAAGGCUGCAAUCCACCUGAGAAUGGCGAGAACGCCAUCUCUGCUCGCUCAGAUCUAAACCCGGCAAAUGGCACUUACCCGUUCGGUGCCUUACGACAAAGAUCCCAUGGAGGAACGGAUAUGAAGCAAGGUUUCGACCUGCAUGGAUGAUCUGGCAACUGCAAUCAAAGAGAGUUGGCACCAAAUUGAUGAAGAAUACUCAUCAAGUCCAUGCCUCAGAGACUGCAAGCUGUCAUGAAAGCCAGAGGUGGUGCUACUAAAUACUAGGGUUGUUCCGAUCAUUUUUUUUUCUCCCGAUCCGAUCCCGAUCGUUUUAGUUUGAGUAUCUGCCUAUUCCGAUAUUUCCCGAUCCGAUUGCGUUUUUUUUUGCUCCUGAUUCAAUUCCAAUCAUUCCCGAUAAUUUUCUCCGAUCAUAUACAUUUUGGCAAUGCAUUGAGAAAAAGAAUGAAUAAAACUCGGACGAAUAUAUACAUUCAACAUACAGUACAUUCAAUAUACAGUACUGUAUUUGUUUAUUAUGACAAUAAAUCCUCAAAAUGGCAUUUACAUUAUUAACAUUCUUUCUGUGAGAGGGAUCCACGGAUAGAAAGACUUUGUAUAUUGUGACUAAAUAUUGCCAUCUAGUGUAUUUGUUCAGCUUUCAGUAAAUGAUACUGUAGGCAUGCCCAAAUGCAUGACGGGAAGUGGAACCAUGACUGUGCGUAGUGCUACCAAUGGAUAUAUCUUCUCUGCGUUGGGAAAUAACAUAAGAUUACCUAACAUACCUUGCUUGCCCACAUUGCUUCCCAUGAUAUUUCUAAUCGUAGGGAGAGGGAUUGUAAGGCUCUAGCCAAUUAAAAAAAGGCUCCAAAGGCUGCCAAAAUUCACUCUACUCAUUUUACGCUGCCUUUUAUCUCUCUAUAUAGGUAAAACGGCGCCAUUACAGAUUGAGCGCGACAAUGCGUGAGUGGGUCGUGCAGCGCAUGCAUUAAUUGCGUUAAAUAUUUUAACGUGAUACAUUUUUUAAAAAAUUAAUUACCGCCGUUAUCGGGAUAAAUUUGAUAACCCUACCUUAAGCCUACACUAAAGACUCUGGAUGAGUGUAACAUAUUAUGUCUGUAACGUUAAAUACAAUUAGAAAACGAUUGAAUUAAAAAAUAAAAAAAAGCAUGGCCGAUAUUUUUUUGCCGAUUCCGAUACUUUGAAAAUGACGUGAUCGGACCCGAUCGAUCGGGACAUCUCUACUAAUUACUAAAUACUACUAAAUACUACAGAUGUGUUUUGAUUGUUAUUUCUUUGUUUGUUUCUCAUGAUUCUAUAUUUUUCUCCUCAGAAUGGAGCGAUUCCAUAAAUAUUUCCCUGCACUUGUUCUAUAAAGUUAACAUUUACUGACCACCGCAAUGUUUUUUAUUCAUUUCUUUUAGAGUUUCUGAAUGCUAAAGAGUUGCACUUUUGAACUAAUUCAUUAUUUUUUCAAGCUUUCUAUCAGAGUUUGUUCAACAUGAUAAAAUGUCUGAGUGAGUGCUCGAGACUGGUGUUUCCAUACUUUUUGCUAGGUGUUGUAUUUUGGUGGAAGAUUUUGAUAACAACUUGGUUCCUUUUUUUUUUUUUUUUAAACAUUGACACCUUU
This is a messenger RNA of Corythoichthys intestinalis (scribbled pipefish), 3016 nucleotides long. Its product is annotated as putative phospholipase B-like 2. Bases 19 to 1557 code for a protein of 512 amino acids. Gene Ontology annotation, biological process: phospholipid catabolic process. Gene Ontology annotation, molecular function: glycerophospholipase activity. The record is from RefSeq and is a predicted model, not a curated record. The transcript has 12 exons. Lineage: Eukaryota; Metazoa; Chordata; Actinopteri; Syngnathiformes; Syngnathidae. Gene Ontology annotation, cellular component: extracellular region.